UUAGUGAAGUGAAAAACCUAAACAGUAUCUGGGUAAAGUCUAAAAUUCAAAACAAAUUGUCACUCAUUACUAAUUAAUUACUCUUAAAAGCCAAGAUUUUAGAUCAAUUUUGUGAUAUACAUAUUUAGGUAAUUCGUAGUUAAAGAUAAAGUAACCCAAAAAAACUAGAAAAUGUCGGAAAGAAAAGUUCUUAAUAAAUAUUAUCCGCCGGAUUUUGAUCCUUCCAAAAUACCUCGUAUGAAACUGGCGAAAAAUCGCCAGUACACCGUCAGGCUUAUGGCUCCAUUCAAUAUGAGGUGUGCAACGUGUGGGGAAUAUAUUUAUAAAGGCAAGAAAUUUAACGCCAGAAAAGAGGAUGUUGAGAAUCAAGAUUACUUGGGUAUUCGGAUAUACAGAUUUUACAUUAAGUGCACAAGAUGUCUCCAAGAAAUAUCAUUUAAAACUGAUCCGAAGAAUACAGAUUAUGAAAUAGAAGCCGGAGCAACAAGAAACUUCAUGGCAUUGAAACUAGCAGAGGAGCAGGCUAAGAAAGAGGAAGAGGAACAGAAGGAGGAGGAAGCUAAUAAUCCAAUGAAACUGCUAGAAUACAGGACAGAGCAAUCUAGACAAGAAAUAGAAUUAUUAGAGAGUCUAGAGGAGUUGAAGGAGUUAAAUCGUAGACAGAGAACUGUUGAUUAUGAGGGCAUGCUGAAACAAUAUCAACCUGAAACAGCUGAGGAAAGGAAAGCGAGAGAAGAAAAGGAAGAUAAUGAAUUUAUUAAGUCAAUAAAAUUUAACAAUGCAACAAAACACAAAGUUGUGGCUGAAGAGAUUAUUGACAUUGUUGCGGAAGGUUCGGAACCUGUUGCCAAGAGCAUUAAGCUGGAAGACCCACCACCUAAAUCUAGUUCAUCUGUUAAAAAGGAAUCAUGGAAUAAAAGUAUUGGGGUUAUUGCCCGGAAACCAUUAAGUAACCUUGUUAGGAGUAAGAAACCAGAGACAGCAAAUAGUACAAAUUUAAGUGCGGAUGUGAAUGUUGGUGGUUCUAGUAAAAGUGACAGUGUGGUCGCCAAGAGUGAAGAAUCAAGUAAACCUUCAGGAUUGUCAUUGUUGGCGGAUUACUCGGAUAGUGACAGUGAUACAUCACAGUGAGUUAAUUAUAAAUAAAUGGGUGAACUGACA
Molecule: messenger RNA, 1161 nt
Organism: Leptidea sinapis
Lineage: Eukaryota; Metazoa; Arthropoda; Insecta; Lepidoptera; Pieridae
Product: splicing factor YJU2
Exons: 5
Coding region: 172-1131 (319 amino acids)
Biological process (GO): mRNA splicing, via spliceosome
Cellular component (GO): U2-type catalytic step 1 spliceosome
Source: RefSeq, a predicted model, not a curated record